Messenger RNA from Perca flavescens (yellow perch), 1151 nucleotides. RefSeq lists its product as uncharacterized. The coding region runs from base 80 to 1096 and encodes 338 amino acids. Gene Ontology annotation, biological process: regulation of DNA-templated transcription; circadian rhythm. The transcript has 2 exons. The record is from RefSeq and is a predicted model, not a curated record. Lineage: Eukaryota; Metazoa; Chordata; Actinopteri; Perciformes; Percidae. Gene Ontology annotation, molecular function: DNA binding; DNA-binding transcription factor activity. Gene Ontology annotation, cellular component: nucleus.
UAUACAAGAAGCUCUUUCAAAGUUGAUCCAGUCUUCCAAAUCAUUCCACAGGUGUCCUCUUUUCAUUCAGUCUAGUGCCAUGUCCACCUCGAGGAGCCUUGAGGCUGGGGCAGCUGCUCCGUGCCAGCCCUCUUCCUCAGUCGAGAGCAGCGUCGAGUCUGAUCCAGACCCUGGACUCCUCUUCCCGGUGACACGGUCCUCCCUGCUGACUCAACGUCUCCUGCGUUUACGGGCCUACAGCAGCCACGUAAGCCCCGUUACACGACGCAAGAGGGAGAUGAUCCCCACCGACAAGAAAGAUUCCACCUACUGGGAUAAGCGGAACAAGAACAACGAGGCAGCCAAGCGGUCCAGGGAGAAGAGGCGGCUGAACGACCUGAUGCUGGAGGGUCAGCUGCUGACUCUAAGUGAGGAGAACGCACAGCUGCGGGCGCAGGUGCUCAGCCUGCAGUUCCACGGCAGCCUGAGAGCAGAAACGCGCAAAGCUGCUUCCGCUUGUGCGACGUCCGCUGCGUCGGCUUCGCCCUUAUCACCGAGACAGGCUCACUGCCCUGACCUCUUCCAGCCAGGACUGUUGGGCAACAGCAGGAGCAACCCGGCUUCCGUCCUGGGUGCGCGACAACGAGGUGGGUUUAAUCCACACCGUUCUCACAGUAGCGGCACACAGCAAGACAUCUUCCACCUCUCCGGGGCCCGGGUCCUCUCUCCCCGAGCGGUUUUGGAGGGCGGGGGGUCGGCGGAGGCAGAGAUGGAUGCUCAGCGACAGGUCUCCUCCAGCGAUGACAUCCACAACUCCACCGAUGCGUCUUCCAUCAGAGCAUUUCUGCCCACACCAGAGACACUCCACCGUGCCUCCAUCCUGUCGUACCAACCUAGAAAUUGGCUGGUGCCCCAUCUAAAUCACUCGGCAGUGUGCAAUAAUAACUUUCUGCUGCCUUGGCGGUCUUCCUACCUGGCCCCUCCGACCGUCUACCCCGGCCUUCCUCUCUACAUACAGGAGACACAAGGCCAAGGUCUCGGUGUGGAGGCAGACAUUCAGGGGGGAUUCAAGAGUCUGUCUCAGCCCGGGCUGCACCCCCGUCCUGACGGACGCUAACAGGACAGUUUGACUGUCAAAGAACAAACGCUUAGCCCACUGCGUAAUUGCUUAA